Messenger RNA from Ylistrum balloti, 4782 nucleotides. RefSeq names its product nuclear distribution protein nudE homolog 1-like. The coding region runs from base 417 to 1400 and encodes 327 amino acids. Gene Ontology annotation, cellular component: kinesin complex; centrosome; kinetochore. The record is from RefSeq and is a predicted model, not a curated record. The transcript is spliced from 9 exons. Gene Ontology annotation, molecular function: microtubule binding. Lineage: Eukaryota; Metazoa; Mollusca; Bivalvia; Pectinida; Pectinidae. Gene Ontology annotation, biological process: establishment of mitotic spindle orientation; cell migration; vesicle transport along microtubule.
ACCAUGAGUUAUACAAUACUAUAUGUUUCAUGAAAAUGUGAAUAUGUCGUUUGAUAUUUGUGAAUUGAUUGAAGUUAGAUUCAGCCAUUUUUCUCGGGAAUUGCCUUGGUGUUGGGCAUCCAACCUCAGCAUCAGUAAAUAUCACCUCGAUCUGUUGUUUUUCUAGACACUCCUCGCUAGGUAUCCUUCACCAGACACGGAGUGGAUAUCAAGUGUUCCUACUGAAGAAGAAAGAAGGCGUUAACAAUAUUUUCUGUUUUGGAAAAGAUGGUCAGUUAAAUAUUUCGCCGUGGUACACAGAUUGUUGUGAUUUUACAAACAGCAUUUGAGUUGAUAACAUCUCUGGAUAAUGUAAUUUGUGUAUAAAAGGAUAUUGCAUUAUAUACAUGAUAUAUAUAUAAACGAUUUCAUACAAAAUGGACGACAGUAAAAGAUUUGCAACUCCACAAGAGGAGAUAACAUUCUGGCGACAGACAGCAGAGCGGUUUAAACAUGACCUUGAAGAUGCACGAGAAGAGCUUGAAGAGUUCCAGAUCAGUAGCAGAGAACUUGAAGCAGAAUUAGAAACACAACUGGAACAGUUGGAAAAUAAAAACAAGGAACUCACUUCGGAUAGAUCCAAGUUACAAACUGAAAAUGAAUCUCUCAGGGAAAAAUUAGAGAUGAUCCAAUCUAAUUCCUUCAGGAAACAGACAGAGCUAGAAGACGAGCUAGCUCAGGUCACCGCUUAUAAGGAUGAAUUACAAAAAUAUAUCCGUGAGCUGGAGCAGUCAAAUGAUGACCUUGAACGCACAAAAAGAGCAACAGUGGUGUCAUUGGAGGACUUUGAACAGAGAUUGAAUCAGGCAAUAGAAAGAAAUGCUUUCCUUGAGAAUGAACUGGAUGAGAAGGAAAAUCUUGGAGAGACCGUACAGAGGCUAAAAGAUGAAGCUAGAGACCUUCGCCAAGAGUUGGAUGUUGUCACCGUGAAGAAGACAACACCAAAAGAAACCUUACAUAAGGAGCCUGGCUCCCCAGACCCAACCAAGUCGUCCCUGAGUUCGUCACCCAGCUCCACAACCAAUAACACGCCCACAGAAGGCUCUAACAAGCUGGUGGACAGUGGCUACAUGGGCUCACAGAUCAUCGCCUCAACUCCCAAUCUGAAACGUCUGCCCAGUAACAAUGGAGGUACACCCCUCACUCCCUCUGCACGUAUCUCAGCUCUCAACAUUGUUGCAGAUUUAUUACGAAAAGUUGGAGCUCUGGAAUCAAAGCUAGCCUCAUGUCGAAACUUUGUAAAGGACCAGCCAAGAAGUGGUAGACCAGGAGGUGGUAGUCCGUCAAACUCACCAAGGGCAAAGAGGUUAAACAGAGGAGCAUCAGUCCCUCCACAGCAGGGCGUAAAAAUUCCUGUAUAGAGCUCUGAGCUUUUGGUACACUUGGCCAGUGUUGUGCGCAACCAGCAUUUCUAGGAUCCUAUCUGCACCAUGACACAUAACAGGAGAUUUGUUUGUCCUGGAGAUGACGAAAUUAUGUAUUUUGUGUGUCUGAGACUUUAUGCUAGGAUAGAAAUACUUGGGACUACAUGUUACCUGUGACGUAACCAAGAAACAUAAAUCAUAUUGCAGUAAUGGUUUGUAAAGAGAUCUUGGUGAAAAAGAUUUCUCUUUAAGAACAAGAAACAUAACUGGCCAUUAAAAAGUAUUUUUUUGUUUGAGACUGGAUGUGUUUAGGAUAAAUAAGCCUUACUUGUGAAAGAUUGUUUUUUUUUUUUUUUUAUCUGAAUCAGGUUUUCAGAAAACUCAUUUAUAUAUUAUUAUUGACAAUUUGCAUUGUGUGUUCCUAAUACAUACAGUAUUGUGUCUAUUUUUCACAAAAUAUUACUGAUAUUAUCGGCUCAUUGACUAGAGUGCUCAUGUUACUGUCAUUUAACGGUUGUACCAAAAUAGAUAUUCUCAUUUGUAUAUCUUAUUUGAUUCUCGAAAUCAAAUCGUUUUGAAUUUUGGGGAGGUUAUUUGAGAAAUGUGUAUCUCUAUAAGUAAAUUUGAAAGCCUUAAUUGUACUUGACAGUAGAUGAAUACCUGGUACAUACAAACAGUGUCAUUGAUCAUAGAUUAGUUUGUAGUAACUGUAUGUACAAUUUCAUGUUUUUUUUUUAUUUAUAUCCAAUAUGCCAUACAUUUUGUUUUGUACAGUUUCAGAUUUUCAAACUUUUUAGUGCGCUGUGAAGACGCAAUUUGAACUCUUUUUAUAUAAAAGAGCUAAUUAAUGUCAGUCGACAUUUAAUAAAUUACAAGCUAAUACUCAAUUUGGGUAAUAUAGAUAUCUGUAGUAAUACAGAAUUAAGUCAUGCAUGUCAACAGUACAUGUGAUACGCCUCGACUAAAUGACCGUUCUGAAAUACAUAACGGUCAAGAACCGGCGUCCAGACGAUACUCUACAUUUAGAAUUUCUUAUUUCUAUGUCAUCUUCCCCCUACACCCAUCUAACGCUGCAAGGACUCCUUGGCCAGCCUUCACAAAUUAUCACUUAUGAAAUAAAAUUGGAAAUAAAUUGUAGAUGUAAAACCAUGUUCUGUGUAGAGAUAAUUGAUUUUCAAGUACAAGGGUAACAUCGAUUUUCUUCCUUGAUAAUAUUUAGAAAUAUUUGGAAAAUGAAAUCAAUAAAAUCUAUCAGUCACUUUAAUACUUGAAUGUAUGAUGUCAGAAAAUCUGUUGAGGUAAUCAUACUACGAUCAAGGAAUUAUGGCACCACUUAACCAUUCUACUACCAAACUAACAUACCAUAUGGACAGCUUUUUGUUUUGAAAAACAAAAUUAUGAGGAUAUAGUUCAAUUUCAAACCCUUUGAAGUGGAUUCUGUUCUGUGUAAUGCUUAAACUCAACAGUUCUUGUACACUAGUACAUGACUCAGAAUUAGGGACUGAAUGAUGAGUGUAACCUCUAGAACAGAUUUAGCAAAGACAUUUGUAGAGUAAUAGGAAGGAGUAAUGAAAAAUACUCUUCCCAUGCCAGGGUUCCCUGGUCACUACACCAAUUCUACCAUUCGGUCUAUAGCCAGACACCCUACACCUUGAAUAUAGGGAAAUUCCUAGUAGCUGAAUAUAAAGACCUGUACUCUCAAGUAUCUAUACCAGCAUUGUUAAUGGCAUUACCCUCCCAUCCAUGUACAUAAAUUGAUGUGUCUCUUUGUUCUUGCCUUGGGCUACCUCACUCAUGCUGUUUUAGAAAUGGCUUCAGGCUCUUCAAAGAUAUCCAUAUUGUCAUUCAUUUUCAUUCCUGCUGGUUGGUUUGUUGUAUGAACUUCUUGAUGUAAACUUGAAUCAGUAAUUGAUUUCUACAUUCGACUUGAAUAUCAACUUCUCUCUGUGUUAACUUGACUUCAAAAUCAGUUUUCACAAAAUGAUUGUAGAACUUUCAUAAUUUUCUGCAUAAAUUACCUUAAAAACCUGCCUAACUUUGGUCCCUCUCACUCUACACUUAUAUAUAAAGGAUGGUUUUGUAGAUUUCAACAGCUUCUGUUCAUUAGUCAAUGGUUUAUUUGGAUUGUAUACAAUAGAACCUUGUUAUUUCAAACUCAUAAUAUAACUCAAAGACCCAAUUUGAAAGUAUUUUGUUGGUCACAGCCUCACUUCACACCAAAAAUUCUACUUCAAUUAAAUAGAAUACUUUGGAUAAUUCGAAAGUUUCCUAUGGCCUUGUCCGCUUGAAGAUAAUGUGUGUUAAAUUCUGUCCAAAUGACACUUUAUUGAAAUGUGAAAUGAUCGUUGUUUUCCACUCAUUCCAUUCUUUCUCACUGUUAUCUACUCACCAGAUGUUUGUGGAGGAGAUUCCAAAGAUGUAUGUUGUUAUGCUUUAGAUUUUAUGUAAAAUGUAAUAAUUUUGGUAGAAUUUUUUUUCUAUGCAAUGUUAAAUUGAACUCUCAAUAUGCCAAAGUACACAUAGUAGAGCUUUUGUAAAUAAGAGAACGCUGCUGUCUCAUGCACAGGGCCUUGGCAAAAAUGAUCAGCCCUAAAGUACAUUAUUAUUAUGAUACAAUGUAUAUGAACUGUGAGGUAAGGAUUAUAUGCCAAGCCCCUGUGGUCCCAUGUACAGUGUACAGAAAAGAGAAUUUAUGUGUUCAGUUAACAGUAGAAAACCAGUGUGUUUGAUUUAGUUCAUAGAACUGCCCAAGAUAUGUGUUACUGUUUUUGAUAACAGUGUGUAGUUAUUUUGAAGUUGUAAAUAAGGUAGUUUAAAACAUGAAUAUGAUAAAACACUAAAGUACUCAAAUUAUUCAAUAUCAGAUACAAGGAAAGGUAGAUUAGAAUCUUAUAGGUAAGUAAAAAAUCCUCUCAAAAUUAUAUGACACAAUUUUUUUUCCAGGAACAUAGCAUGAAGGUAUCACUAUAUUCAUAAUAUUUGUCAUACCUAAAUCCCAAUAUCAUUAAAAGUCUGUAUUUAAACCACAUUAAUUAUCAAUAUUUAAAACAUCAUUAUUUAUAACUAGGUGUAUUGACAUAUAUAAAUAUAUGUGCACUCAGGUCAAUUAAGAUUUAAUAAGGUACCUCAUCUUACGACUACAGUUAAAAUUGAUUACCGGGUACUUUUUAAUUAGUGUUCCAAGAACAAUUUUCCUGGUAAUAUUUAACAUUAUAAUCGACAGUAUCAAUAUUUAAAUUUGUUUAAAAAUCAUUUCAGAAAGAUGAUGGAGUGAAAUUUGGUUUUGGAUUCUUCUUCAUACAAAAAUUUUGAAUGAUAUCAUUGAUUUGAAACACAUUAAUGAUAAGUAUUUUAUUUUGGAUUUUGUAUCGCUGACUAA